CCUCCUCCUCCUCUGCGCGGCGGGCGGCUCUCGCGAGAGGCGGCGGCGGGGGUCGCCGGGCCCGGGGCAGCUGCCGGUGGCGGCGGGAGGCGGCGGCUUGGCCGCGGCGCCGCGCGGAUGCUGUACAAUCAUCAGCUGUUCACUUGUGGCUACUUUUUCGUUUUUGUAACCAGGGCAUUCUGAACUAUACAACUCCCUUGACACAAGUAUCACUUAUAGGUUUUGAGUGCUGCAUGUGUGCUUUUCAGAGCAGUAGUGUGAGGAAGCUGGCAGUGGAAUGGCAGGACGGCCUCAUCCUUAUGACAGUAACUCCAGUGAUCCAGAGAAUUGGGAUCGGAAAUUGCAUAAUAGACCUCGUAAACUUUGUAAACAUUCAAGCACCUCAUCUCGUAUUGCUAAAGGAAUAGACUACACAAAAAUGAGCCUCCAUGGUGCAAGUGGUGGACAUGAGAGAUCAAGGGACAGACGCAGAUCAAGUGACAGAUCUCGUGACUCAUCCCAUGAGAGAGCAGAAUCUCAGCUCACUCCAUGCAUCAGGAAUGUUACUUCACCUACAAGACAGUAUCAGUCUGAUCGAGAAAAGGAUCACAGUUCAUCUCGACCAAGCAGCCCUCGUCCUCAGAAGACUUCCCCUAACGGUUCUGUUGUGAGCAUGGGGAACAGCAGCAGAAACAGUAGCCAGUCAAGCUCAGAUGGGAGCUGCAAGGCUGGUGGGGAAAUGGUAUUUGUAUAUGAAAAUGGAAAAGAGGGAGCUCGGAAUGUCAGAACCUCGGAACGAGUAACACUCAUAGUGGACAACACCAGAUUUGUUGUAGAUCCUUCUAUCUUUACUGCGCAACCUAAUACAAUGUUGGGCAGGAUGUUUGGGUCAGGCAGAGAACAUAACUUUACACGUCCUAAUGAAAAAGGAGAGUAUGAAGUUGCUGAAGGAAUUGGUUCCACUGUGUUUCGUGCUAUUCUGGAUUACUACAAGACUGGAGUGAUACGCUGUCCUGAUGGGAUAUCUAUUCCUGAAUUGAGAGAAGCAUGCGACUAUCUCUGUAUCUCUUUUGAGUAUAGUACUAUUAAAUGCAGAGAUCUCAGUGCUCUCAUGCAUGAAUUGUCGAACGAUGGUGCUCGCAAACAAUUUGAGUUUUAUCUAGAAGAAAUGAUUCUCCCAUUAAUGGUAGCCAGUGCCCAAAGUGGUGAGAGGGAGUGCCACAUUGUUGUGCUGACAGAUGAUGAUGUUGUUGACUGGGAUGAAGAAUAUCCUCCGCAAAUGGGAGAGGAGUAUUCACAGAUUAUUUACAGCACUAAGUUGUAUAGAUUUUUCAAAUACAUUGAAAAUCGAGAUGUGGCCAAAUCAGUUCUGAAGGAAAGGGGUCUCAAGAAGAUCCGCCUGGGCAUUGAAGGUUACCCUACAUACAAAGAGAAAGUGAAAAAGCGCCCGGGUGGAAGACCAGAGGUGAUUUACAACUAUGUGCAAAGGCCGUUUAUUCGGAUGUCAUGGGAGAAGGAGGAAGGAAAGAGUCGGCAUGUUGACUUUCAGUGUGUGAAAAGCAAAUCCAUUACAAAUUUAGCAGCAGCGGCAGCAGAUAUACCCCAGGACCAGCUUGUGGUAAUGCAUCCUACCCCCCAGGUAGAUGAGCUGGAUAUUCUGCCUAUUCAUCCUCCACCCAGUAACAGUGAGAUGGAUACUGAGGGACAAAACCCACCACUCUGAUCUAGACUCUUACUAAAACAAAAGCAUGCUACUUUAAAGUGACUCUCUACUCAACUCAUACUACACUGCAAUUCCAGUUUUUUCCAUUGUGUAACAGUGUUUAGGAUAUUGCAGUAUGGACCUUUGAAAAGACCACAGGGAGUACCUGGUUGUUUUUGAAAGAGUACAGAUCAAACGUCCUGGGGUUACAGUUACAUACAUGUAUGUGUUUACCAGUAGGUUUGUGACAUUGGUGAUUUGUCUGCUGGACUGUCCUCACUCUUAAGCCCAUCAAAAACAAUGGGAGGCUGGUGGCAAGGUGUACAUUGGUAUUGUUACACAGGGGUUAGAAGGCAGGGUUGGAAUUGAUAGUAGCACUUUAUAAAUGGUUGAUAAACGGAAUUUGAAGCCAUUUUUUAUAAAUGUAUUGCACAAUACUAACAAAGUGCUUCUAUCAAAAGUAUUAACUGUAAAUAGUUUUGCUCUGAAUAGGUUGACCCUUUUAAAGUUACUGUAUAUGGUUGAGCACAAAACUACUUACUCUUGGGUUUUUGGAUUGAGGACAUGAUUCAAUUACCCAUGUAACAUCUUGUUAAACUCAAAGUUCUCCAGUGAAUUUUUUCACUUGUUUGCAGCGUGAGCCAUGUUCAAAAAUUGUGAACAACAGAUAGGGGCUUUAUCUUAAAUUUUGCCUUACCUUAAUCUGUUCACAAAUAUUUAUUUAAUACAUUUUUCAUAAGUGUCAUAAAAUAGGAAAAUGCAAAUGGUUCAUUCUUCAUUUAUUAAUGAUUGUAAACAAGUUUUUCAUGCAAAUAAAGUUUCCAUUAUUUUAA
Phalacrocorax carbo (great cormorant) is the source of this 2514-nucleotide messenger RNA. NCBI's taxonomy places the organism in Eukaryota, Metazoa, Chordata, Aves, Suliformes, Phalacrocoracidae. The record is from RefSeq and is a predicted model, not a curated record.